UCUCGCCGCCUCCGCACACCUCUCACCGCCUCCGCCUCGCCCUCUCCUUGCUGGCCGCGGGUCUCCGGCGUUCUCAUCGGUCGCCAUGUCCGCCGCCGCCGCCGCCGCGGCCGGGGGGUUCCCCAAGUGGAUGCUUCUGGAGCGCUACGUCUUCCGCAGGGACGACGAUGAGUCCUUCCCCGACGACUCCAAGGCGCCCAUCAGGGCGUCCGGAACCACCUCUUGGGGCGCCGACUUCCGCAUCGCCUUCUCCGUCGAGGAGCCCCCGCGCAUCUCCCGCCUGUACGCGCAGCUGCCGGGCUUUCCGGAUCCCCUCAAGACGGAGCCGUUAAGCAUGCUGGCGACCCACCGCCAUCUUGCCCUGCUCGUCGUCGUCACCAGAAUCACCACCACCAACACCACCAUCAUCACCCCGAGGCCUUCUAGAGCUUUAGUUCAGAACUUCUUCAUCUUCAGACCCAACGAGAACAACCCUUCCUCAUCCUCUCUUAGAUUGCUCCCCCCUUGUACCGAGCCCAAGUUUGAUUAUUGCCGCGGCGAUCACCGCCUACGUCGUCGACCUUCAAAUGCUACUACUACUCCCAGCCUGCUGCAUAUGAUAUCCUUGGGCCUAUGGUGCGGAGACAAAGAGGAGUUCGUGGUGGCACAGCUCACUCUUUACGUACCCGCCAUUGACCGCGGCCGCACUAAGGCCUUCGCUGACAUCUGCUUGCUGCGCUCCUCCUUCACUGGCGAUCAGCUUGGCGGCAAAUGGGACUCCAAUCGUGUGCAAAUCCUGUCCCCUCACAAGCCCUCUGCUGAUGAUCUCUUGGAACUCUCCCGCUGGCAGACCACCGCCGUCAUCCCCUUCCAAAAAUGGCUGUGCUGGAUCGACUACAACCGAGGCAUACUCUUCUGCGACGUGUCCAAUAAAGUGCCCGCCCUUACCGUCUCCUUCCUCUGGUUCCCUGAGGACAAGUCCCCUCUUACCAGAGCCCGCAAAGCCACAUCCGGCACCAUCGGUGGCGUGUCCGUCAUCGACCACGGCCGUUUGCUCAAGUUCGUCCAUGUCGCCCGCCAUGAUGACCUUGCCUAUGGAGCGCUCCAACCCGGCACUGGCUUCACCAUCACCUGCCACACCCUCGUGAUAGGCGGCAGCAUGGCGUGGAAGGAGGACUACACUGUCACCUCUGAUGACCUCCCUGACCGCUACCGACGCGGCAUCCCCAUUCACCCUCAAGUCGACAUUGACAGGCCACAUGUAGUGCACUUCCUUUUCCUUGAGUUUGGAAAAGCCUUCGAGAAGAUGUCGGUACUCUCCAUAGACAUGAGCACAAAGACCGUGAAGUCAUUUUAUCUGUAUAUGGAUGGGAAUGAGAUCCUUCAACCCGACGACGACAUUGACUUCAUCAGCUCAACGUCCGCGUAUCCCACUCCCUUGCCCUUCCGCCCUUGUGAGUUCCCCAGGUUCUGCUAUUUAUCAAGGAAGAGGAAGGAUAUGGAAUAAUGAGUCACGGCUGCCAAUAGUACUUCAUCCUACUUGUCGUGCUUUCUUCUAAAUGGUCAAAACUGAAGAAAGGCUUCUGUCCUGAUCUGUCGUCAACAAAACUGAAGGAGCUAUUUCAUGUUGUGGCCCAGGAAGCAUCUAUCUUAUGGUCUGUACUUUCAUGCUGUAUGAACGGAUAAGUUAGUUGUAUCGUGUGUUCUGUAGGUUCGUCAAAAAGGAAGUUCGUCGUGUGUCCUGCUGUUUUAAGUACAAUCUUUAAUUUGUCAUUGUGUGGAUGUGCCACUUGGUUCUUGAACUUGCACGUGUUAUACCAAGUCUGUAUGUGAAGUUUAAUCUCUAAGUUUGCUUGUGUUUAAUUUA
Molecule: messenger RNA, 1846 nt
Organism: Setaria italica (foxtail millet)
Lineage: Eukaryota; Viridiplantae; Streptophyta; Magnoliopsida; Poales; Poaceae
Exons: 3
Coding region: 86-1486 (466 amino acids)
Source: RefSeq, a predicted model, not a curated record